Messenger RNA from Aureobasidium pullulans EXF-150, 2290 nucleotides. RefSeq names its product deoxyribodipyrimidine photo-lyase. NCBI's taxonomy places the organism in Eukaryota, Fungi, Ascomycota, Dothideomycetes, Dothideales, Saccotheciaceae. Gene Ontology annotation, molecular function: FAD binding; DNA binding. Gene Ontology annotation, biological process: circadian regulation of gene expression; entrainment of circadian clock by photoperiod. Gene Ontology annotation, cellular component: nucleus; cytoplasm. The transcript has a single exon. Bases 38 to 1975 code for a protein of 645 amino acids. The record is from RefSeq and is a predicted model, not a curated record.
CCCAUUACUGUCUGGACCACUUCAGGUCUGAUCGUACAUGCGGAUCGCCGCCCAGCUCUAUCGCCGAACCAACUUGACCUGCUUCAAGAAACCAGCCCUAUCCUUUGGAAUCACCUUUGCGCCCUGGAGAUACUACUCGUACACGAUGCCGCCCAAGCGCAAAGCAACCUCGCAAACACCUUCCGAAGGUCCUGCGACCAAGAAGUCGACUUUUGAAGCCUUGCAGCCAUCCGUCAAGACCGAGCCCAAGACCGAACCAGAAUCCGAGACCAAGAUCAAAUCGGAAAACGCACCAGACUACGAAGACCCGAAUCGCGAAAGACUGGAGGAAGAGUAUGGAGUUAUACAACGAGACUUCUACCCGGCAGAAAUGUCAAAUGAACGAUGUGCUCAAUACAACGCCAAUGAGAUUCCGCGACCCAUCGAGGUGCUCACACAGGCUGUGCAAAAGACGGCAUUUGCUCGUAAGAAGAUCGAAGUUGGAGAUGCUGUGGUACACUGGUUCAAGCGCGAUUUGCGCACAAAAGACAAUCGCGCGUUGCAUCUGGCGAGUGAGAAGGCAAAGUCGAAAGGCGUGCCUUUGAUCUGCUUGUUCAUUGUCAGUCCGCAGGACUACCAGGCGCAUUUGACUGCCGCUGUACGUGUCGACUUUGAGCUCAGGACGUUACAGGUGCUCAAGGACGAUUUGGCGGCGAAGGAUAUUCCUCUGCACGUGGAAACGGUAGAGGUGAGGAAAAAGGCUCCAGGACGCAUUAUCGAGCUAUGUCAGAGCUGGGGAGCCAAACACAUCUUCUGCAACAUCGAGUACGAAGUUGAUGAGUUGAGGAGGGAGGCCAAAAUGACGAAUACAUGUCUUGAGAAAGGCAUUGAUUUCCAUGCAGUGCACGAUGAUGUCGUGGUACCUCCGGGCAAUCUCACAACAGGCCAGGGCAAGCAAUACUCAGUCUACACUCCAUGGUACAAAGCAUGGGUCCGACAUCUCCACGAGAACCCGACAAUGCUGGACGAAUUUGCCGCUCCAGAACAGAACCCAGUUUCUGCGCGCGAGAUGUAUGCCGACAUUUUCAAAACAACAAUACCGCCAGCUCCCGAAAACAAGAAGCUUAGUGAUGAGGAAAGAGAGCGAUUCAAGUCAUUAUGGCCACCAGGAGAACACGAAGCCCUCGACCGUCUCAACAAGUUCCUUGAAAAGAAGAUCAAUAAAUAUAAGGAUGCGCGCAACAUUCCGUCUGCAAAUAGUACUGGUGUGAUAUCAGUGCACUUGUCGACAGGCACUCUUGCCGCAAGAACAGCAAUCAGAAGCGCUCGCAAUGUCAACACUUCAGACAAGCUAGACGCUGGCAAUGAAGGCAUCAAAACAUGGAUCUCGGAAGUCGCAUGGCGAGACUUUUACAAGCACGUACUAGCACAUUGGCCAUACGUAUGCAUGUCAAAGCCAUUCAAAUACGAGUACACCAAAGUCAGAUGGGAAUACAACGACGAGCAUUUUGCUCGCUGGUGUGAAGGAAGAACAGGAUUCCCUAUAGUGGACGCAGCAGUUCGCCAGAUGCAUUCGAUGGCCUACAUGCACAAUCGCUGUCGCAUGAUCGUCGCCAGCUUCCUGGCCAAAGAUCUUCUACUCGACUGGCGCAUGGGCGAGAGAUACUUUAUGGAACAUCUCAUCGAUGGCGACUUUGCAUCAAAUAAUGGAGGUUGGGGUUUCAGUGCAUCAACGGGCGUGGACCCACAACCAUACUUCCGUAUCUUCAACCCGCUUCUACAAAGCGAAAAGUUCGAUGAGCAGGGAGAUUACAUCAGGAAAUGGUUGCCGGAGCUAAAGGACAUCAAGGGCAAGGCGAUACAUGACCCUUAUGGCAGAGGCGCUGGAAAACAAGCGGAGAAGGCUGGCUACCCGAAGCCGAUGGUUGAUCAUAAAGUAUGUAGAGACAGAUGUCUUGCACGGUACAAGGAGGGCUUGGGAAGGACUACGGCUUGAGAGCUUGGUACGACGAUAGAUUAAGUAUUGCUGCCGAAAACAUUGCCGACGGCGGGAGCUCCUACACGCUUACGAGACGUACCAGAGACGACAGCCGAUCGCUACAUGCGCGGUUUUCAGCCUCAAGACAAGCUCACUGCCGUGAUCUCCGUGAAUCCUGAACACCGCAUCUUUCGAGAAGCUUUUGUUUUUCUCUCAAUCUGCAAUGGAACCAGCCCCGCUGCUGGCUGCUGGCAGCGGAGGAAUACAUCCGACAAGUAUCCCGUAUGCCUUUCGUAUGACAGGCAAAGUGUCCACUUGCGGGAAACGCAGGCA